Messenger RNA from Notechis scutatus (mainland tiger snake), 5131 nucleotides. The record is from RefSeq and is a predicted model, not a curated record. NCBI's taxonomy places the organism in Eukaryota, Metazoa, Chordata, Lepidosauria, Squamata, Elapidae.
CGGUCAGGAAGGCGGUGCGGUUGGGCAGCCAUUUUGUGGCGCUGCUCGGUCGCUGGCGCCGGGCUCGGCGGCGAAUUGGUUUCUCUCUAACCCUUUUUUCCCCGUACAGGCUCCUCGUCUAAAAGUUGGUUUUAAUUGGUUGCCCACAGGAUUGACUUGGCUUCUACUACUUGUUAAGGAAAAAAAAAACAUCUCUCCUUGCAGGUGUGUGUAUUUCAGCGCAGCAUGGCUGUGGUCAUCCGUUUACAAGGUCUCCCAAUUGUGGCGGGGACUAUGGACAUUCGUCACUUCUUCUCUGGAUUGACCAUUCCUGAUGGGGGCGUGCAUAUUGUAGGGGGUGAGCUGGGUGAGGCUUUCAUCGUCUUUGCCACUGAUGAAGAUGCAAGGCUUGGUAUGAUGCGCACAGGUGGUACCAUUAAAGGGUCCAAAGUCACCCUGUUGCUGAGCAGUAAAACUGAAAUGCAAAACAUGAUUGAACUCAGUCGUAGGCGUUUUGAAACAGCAAAUCUAGAUAUACCGCCAGCAAAUGCUAGCAGAUCUGUUCCACCGCCUAGUUCUGGAAUAAGUAGUAGGGUGACUCUUUCUACUACAGUAUCUAAUUUUAACAGUCCUUCUCCUAGUGUAGUAACUGCAGCUACUUCAGUUCACGAAAGCAACAAAAACAUACCAACAUUUUCCACUGCUAGUAUGGGAACUGCACCUCCCAAUUUGGGUGUUACUUUUGGAAGUCCCACUUUUAGCUCUACUAUUUCUAGUACUGCAUCACCAAUGAACACAGUUCCACCUCCACCAAUACCUCCUAUUCCAGCUUUACCAUCACUGCCCCCAAUGCCUUCUAUUCCUCCCAUACCUGUUCCUCCUCCUGUUCCUACAUUGCCUCCUGUGCCUCCUGUCCCCCCAAUACCUCCUGUGCCUCCUGUCCCACCUAUGACAUCUCUGCCUCCUUUAUCAGGAAUGCCUCCUAUGAAUCCCCCGCCUGUUGCUCCUUUGCCUGCUGGAAUGAAUGGGUCUGGAACAGCAAUGAAUUUAAACAGUAACUUGAAUCCAAUGUUCAUGAACCCUAUAAAUGCUAUUCAGAUCAAUUCUCAAAGUAGCGUGAAAUCUCUUCCUAUCAAUCCAGAUGAUUUGUAUGUCAGUGUUCAUGGAAUGCCAUUUUCAGCAACAGAGUCUGAUGUCAAAGAUUUUUUCCAUGGACUCCGUGUGGAUGCAGUACAUAUUCUGAAAGAUCAUGUGGGACGAAAUAAUGGAAAUGGACUAGUUAAGUUUUGCUCUCCUCAAGAUACAUUUGAAGCAUUGAAAAGAAACAGGAUGCUGAUGAUUCAGCGUUAUGUCGAAAUUAGCCCAGCAACAGAGAGACAGUGGGUUUCUGCAGGAGGUCAUAUAACAUUCAAGCAAACUAUGGGUCCUUCUGGACAAAACCAUCCUCCUCAAACUCUCUCUAUGACCAAAUCUCCUAAUGGACAGAAAAGAUCCAGAUCCAGAUCUCCACAUGAUCAGGGUUUCUGCGUUUAUUUGAAAGGUCUUCCCUUUGAAUCUGAGAACAAACAUGUAAUUGAUUUCUUUAAAAAACUGGAUAUUGUGGAAGACAGUAUUUACAUAGCUUAUGGACCCAAUGGGAAAGCACUUGGUGAAGGUUUUGUUGAGUUCAGAAAUGAAACUGACUACAAAGCAGCUUUGUGUCAUCAUAAGCAGUACAUAGGAAAUCGUUUCAUUCAAGUUCAUCCCAUAACUAAAAAAGCUAUGUUAGAAAAAAUAGAUAUGAUUCGGAAAAGACUACAGAAUUUCAACUAUGACCAGAGAGAAAUUAUGAUAAAUGCAGAAGGAGAGACGAGCCCAUCUAAACUCUGUGCACACAUAUCUAAUAUCCCCUACAAUAUUACCAAAAUGGAAAUUCUUCAGUUUCUUGAGGGGCUGGCCAUAGAGGAGAGUUCUAUACAGAUACUUGUUGAUACUAAUGGACAAGGAUUAGGACAAGCGCUGGUCCAAUUCAAAACUGAAGAAGAUGCUCGUAAGUCAGAGCGCCUGCAUCGAAAGAAACUGAAUGGGAGAGAUAUUGCCUUGAGAGUGAUUUCUCUUGAAGAAAUGAGAGAAAUUGAGAGAAAUCCUUCCUCUCAGGGGAAAAAAAUGUUGAAAAUGCCAUUGCAAGGAGGUACAGCAAUACCAGGAGUACAGAAUGCUGGUGGGGAUGAGCAUUCUUUCAUAAGUGGUACUUCAAAAGAUGGAAAGAGUGGUCCUCCUUUUCAUUUUCCUGGCAAUUUCAGUGGUUCUAAUGUAUUUGGUCCUCCUCUUCCACCACCAGGAAUAGGGGGAGGUGGUUUUGGUGACUCCAGACCAGGAAUGCCUGCUAUUGGAAGCAGUGGCUUGCCUGUUCUGCCUGGUACAGGUAUUGAUGUCCCAGGUUUUGGAGGUGGGCCUAGUAAUUUAACAGGGCCCUCUGGUUUUGGGGGAGGUCCUCAGAAUUUUGGGAAUGGUCCUGGUAAUUUAACUGGUCCUCCUAGUUUUGGUAGUGGACCUCCAGGACUUAGUACUGGGCUUGGACAUAUAAGUGGACCUCCAGGGUUUGGACCUGGACCUGGAAACAUGCAUAUUACUGGGCCACCUGGGUUUGGAGCUGGGUCUGGUAAGCCGGGGCCUACUGUCAUUAAAGUUCAAAAUAUGCCCUUUACUGUAUCAGUGGAUGAAAUUUUGGAUUUUUUCUAUGGUUAUCAAGUAAUCCCAGGUUCAGUGUGUUUAAAAUACAAUGAGAAAGGCAUGCCUACAGGUGAAGCAAUGGUUGCAUUUGAAUCUCGUGAUGAAGCAAUGGCAGCUGUGGUUGAUCUGAAUGACAGGCCAAUAGGCUCACGGAAAGUCAAGCUUAUGGCUCAGUGCGUGACCAAGGUGGAACUGUCCAUAUCCUGUGACAGCCUGAUUGAUAAAGAUGUUGGCUCAAAAUCUGAUCCUCUGUGUGUCUUGCUUCAGAAUGUUGGUGGCGACCAGUGGACUGAAUUGAAUCGAACUGAAAAAAUAAAGAAUUGCCAGAAUCCACAAUUUUCAAAAAAGCUGCUAAUUGAUUAUUACUUUGAGAAAGUUCAGAAGGUGAAAUUUGGUAUAUAUGAUAUUGAUAAUAAGUCAUAUGACUUAAGUGAUGAUGAUUACCUUGGAGGAGCUGAAUGUACUCUGGGUCAGAUUGUAUCAAGUAAAAUACUUGUUCAGCCUUUAAUGUUGAAGAAAGGAAAGCCUGCAGGAAAAAGCAUUAUUACGAUUUGUGCAGAAGAGAUUAAAGAUACAAGAGUUGUUUCAAUUGAGGUUGAAGCUCGGAAUUUAGACAAAAAGGACUUUUUAGGCAAAUCAGACCCAUUUUUGGAAUUCUAUAAACAGAGUGAUAGUGGAAAAUGGCAACUUGUAUACCGAUCAGAGGUAAUUAAGAACAAUUUAAAUCCUUGCUGGAAAAAGUUCAGCGUACCUUUGCAAACAUUUUGUAGUGGUGACUUCAACAGACAAAUCAAGGUGCACUGUUAUGAUUAUGAUAGUGAUGGGUCACAUGAUUUAAUAGGCAGUUUUGAAAGUACCCUGUCCCAGCUACAGAAGGCAGGUGACAGUUCUCCGGUUGAAUUUGAAUGUAUUCAUCCUGAAAAAAAAAGAAAAAAGAAGAGUUACAAAAACUCUGGCAUUGUUAGAUUGAAAUCUUGUAAGAUUGAAACAGAAUAUUCAUUCCUGGAUUAUAUCAUGGGUGGUUGCCAAAUUAAUUUCACUGUAGGGAUAGAUUUUACUGGUUCCAAUGGAGAUCCAAAGUCACCAGAUUCUCUUCACCAUAUUAGUCCAAAUGGGAUAAAUGAAUAUCUCACUGCUAUCUGGUGUGUGGGUGGUGUGAUCCAGGAUUAUGACACGGAUAAGCUGUUUCCUGCCUUUGGAUUUGGAGCUCAAGUUCCUCCAGAUUGGCAGGUUUCCCAUGAAUUUGCAUUGAACUUUAAUCCUGCAAAGCCCUAUUGCCAAGGAAUCCAAGGAAUUAUAGAUGCCUAUCGACAGGCUUUGCCUCAGAUUCGUCUUUAUGGUCCAACAAACUUCUCUCCAAUUAUAAAUCAUGUUGCUAGAUUUGCUGCUCAUUCAGCGCAAGAAAAAACUGCUGCUCAAUACUAUGUUUUACUGAUAAUCACAGAUGGGGAAAUAACUGAUCUGGAUCAAACUAGGCAAGCCAUCGUAAAUGCUUCCAAGCUGCCCAUGUCUAUCAUAAUCAUUGGUGUUGGCAGUGCUGAGUUCAAAGCCAUGGAAUUUUUGGAUGGGGAUGAUGGUGUUUUGAAGUCAUUGGCAGGGGAGCCAGUUGCACGAGAUAUUGUCCAGUUUGUGCCUUUUAGACAGUUCCAAAAUGCUCCUCGAGAAGCACUUUCCCAGGCAGUAUUGGCUGAAAUCCCUAAGCAACUAGUCUCCUACUUCAAGAAAGCUGGUCUGACUCCUCCAAAAUUGCCUUUGGAAAAGCAACCAUAAAGCAAAGAAUAUUUUUAUUACUUAAAUAUACAGUAAAGAAAAUAAUGCUUCAGACAAAAUAUUUUUUUAAUGAAAGCAUUUAUCUUCUGGAAUCUAGUAACACUGCACUCAAAAACAUAUAUGUGAUUCUGCAUAUAUUGCUCAUAUUGUAUGCUGAAAAUGUAUAGGAACUGUACACAUAUAGGAAAUAUAUAGGAAGUCUGAUGAUUAUUAAUAAGAAUCCAGUGGGUAUCUCAAAUCAUAGGAUUGGCUUAUCAGUUUGUAUUCUGCAUAUCUGCACACACUUUGUAUAGCAUGAAAUCAAAUUGAAGAAACUUGGGUUAGAACGAGAUUAAAGCUUUUCAGUAUAUUUUUUCUGUUAAAAUUAUAUAACCUGAAUAGGUGUUAGCAAUGUUUUGAAAAAGUGAUAAUUUAGGUCACUAAAUGGUUGAUGGUCCCUGUGAUUAUGCAAAUGUAGUUGUUGUAAUCUCAACACUAUAUUAUUUUUAGCACAUGCCUAUAUUUUAUGCAACAUAAUCUGAUUACAAGAAGUUUGGAUAGGUUACAUAUAUUGGAAAUUCACUGAAAAGAAAGUUGACCUAUGCAUGAUGAUUCCCUAAUUUAGUAGUAUGAACAUUUAGCUGCUGUGAACUAUUUCAGUGGUAUAGAAAUAUGUGUGUGUAUAUAUAUA